AUGUCAAUUGUAAACAUUUCAAGCGGCACAGGCUCAAACAUUGACCUGGAGGACCUGCAAAAGUUGGCGGCUCAGCUGCAUGUCCAUCAUAUCGACGCCGAUGACGCUGGCGAUUACCUGACGAUCCUGCGGUCUUUUGAGGCUGUCGCCAACAGCAUAGAGGAUGCGCCUGAGUACAUCCCAGAUGCGCUUCGCCCGCACCCUACCAUCACGCCGCGUCGCUUUUGGCGGCCCGAGGUCACUGACAAUCGGCUCAAUGCGUGGAGUCACAGGUGCCAGCUUCAGUCUGCCUGCCCAAAAAAUAGCCCGCUAGCCGGCCGUACCGUCGUCAUCAAGGACAACAUCGCAGUUGGGGGGAUGCCAACAACGCUGGGCCUGCCAGCGUCUGCGUUUCUCCACAGCGACAAAACCGGCACCGAUUACCCAACUUCUCCAAUUGACGCCGUGGUCGUGGCACGUAUUCUUGCCGCCGGCGCUGUCAUCAAGGGAACAUCCACGUGUGAGAGCUACUGCGCGUCUCCGUUGUCCUUUGCGUCUGCUACCGGGCCAGUACACAACCCCAGACGACACGGGCUCACUGCCGGCGGCAGCAGCAGCGGAUCGGCGGCUUUGGUCGCGGCCCAUGCGCUGGCGACAGGCUCGUCGGGGCAGGACGCUGGUUUGCGGGGCGAAACGGUUGAGCUCGCCAUCGGGACCGACCAGGCUGGGUCUGUCCGCGUGCCCGCGUCGUUCAAUGGGCUUUAUGGGCUGAAACCGACUUUUGGUCUGGUCCCGUAUACUGGCGCUGUGUCUAUGACAGCAAUGAUUGAUCAUUUGGGACCCAUCGCGGCCCGCCUCGAAGACAUUGCUUUGCUGCUCGAGGUCAUGGCCGGCGACGACGGCUUCGAUCCACGCAUGACGCCACAGACCCCGCUGAGAGGCACGGUCAAGCCCUACGUGCAGAUCCUCGCACAGCAGCGACAGAACACGUCGAUUGCACCGACACCAGGCAAGAACUGGACGGUCGGCUUGCUCAAAGAAGCAUUCGCCGUCGCAGGCGUGGGCAACGAUGUGAAGAACAAUAUUGUCGAGAAUGUCACCAAGUACUUUGGCGCAGUUGGCGCUUCCGUUGUAGAGCUGUCAAUCCCAAUGCAUGCCGAGGGACCAGCGAUAUGGACCGCCGCCACGAGGCCCUCAAUGUCUCAGUCGCUUUGCCAAGGACGCCCGCUGGGGCACCUGGCGUAUCAAUCGCCCCAUGCGGAAUUGAAAUGGCCUCCGGGCCAGGAAACAUACGAAACGCUGACGGCGCUAAACCCGGCUGUGGUCAACAUCAUGCUCAGCGAACUCUUUGCUCGGGACCAUUCCAAGGCUGGACUGGCCGCCAAGGCCCACCGAAAGUGCUUCGAGCUGAGGAAUGCCUACGACCGCGCUUUCGAAACCGUGGAUGUCCUCGUGGCUCCUUGUACCCCAUCAGUCGCCAUGCCUCACCCUCCAGCUGUCGACGAUGGAGAGGCCAUCCUAGUUUGA
Purpureocillium lilacinum is the source of this 1506-nucleotide messenger RNA. The record is from RefSeq and is a predicted model, not a curated record. Lineage: Eukaryota; Fungi; Ascomycota; Sordariomycetes; Hypocreales; Ophiocordycipitaceae.